AUGGAGCACGCGCUCUUCGUAGUGUUGUUAUUGCAGCUAUGCGCAGCCGAAACACCAAAGGCCGUACCAGGAUGGUACGCCGCCAAUCUCAUCAACGAAUCCAACUAUACGCCAAAACCGAUCACCGAGAUUUUCUCCACCGAAAGCCCACUGUCUUCUAACAACCCCGUGUUUAUUCUACAAUCGACGCAAUCGCCCAUAACCCAGGAUAUCGUUGGGUCAUCUACCCCAACAACUUGGAGUACAGGCAGCAGCUACACUCAAACACAGUAUCCUAGUAUCGCGGCAGAGUCUGGAGAUAUUCAGAGACUGCAGUCGAAUUUGCCAACGACAAUACCUCAGAGCACGUUUUCGACAUUGCAGCAACCAGUAAAUAACAUACAGUCUGGGCUGGGCAACCGAGACGUCGCUAGUAUUCUAGGAACACUAGAGCAGAUCUUGCAAAACCAGAAUUCGUAUCAAUCGACUCCAUCCACUGUUGCAGUGACACCAUCAACUAUACAGACAUGGCUACCGACACAAACUACCCUACCUUCGCAGUUCAAUGAUUUCAAUACGUACUCGACGUCAUCUCCUAUUCCUCGAGACACCUAUAGUAGUCCAUCGCCAUACAUCCCAACUUUCCCCCCUAAAACUAGGACCGGAAAUAAUCCCGCGAAUGGAGGAAAGAAAAGACCUUGUGACACGGUCAAAGAAUCAACGAAUACAUUAAAAACAAAUUCAACUCCCACACUUUUAAUGCCGCUUCCCAAGCCUCUUCUAACCAUUCGUUUGAAGGCACCUAGAGGUUCCAUAACCAAUCUCCAUAUUAACCCGAGCACAACAACCACGACCACUAAGAAACCGAAGACAACAACUAAAAAAAGGAAAAGUUCUAAGAGGAAGAACGAUUACGACACCUGUUUGGACUCUUGUAAAGAUAAACGGGAUCCGAUUUGCGCUAGUCCAGAAGGGUUUGUGCCCAUCGACUCCAAUGCCCUGAAAGGUUUCCCGUCUUUGUGUCAUAUGGCGUGCCAUAAUUCAUUUAAAAAAGAAAUAACAUAUGAAAAGGUCGCAGACGGCCGAUGUGGAAGAUUAAGGACUCGGAUCCGCACCGUUGAGAAGAACAAAAUAAAACGCGAAGAUCUGAAGAAAGCACAAUACACGGUCUCACACAGCGGCCCUGAAACUGUCGUUGAAUUUUCGUCUUUGAAACGCUGA
Leptosia nina is the source of this 1200-nucleotide messenger RNA. The record is from the annotation of a GenBank genome assembly. NCBI's taxonomy places the organism in Eukaryota, Metazoa, Arthropoda, Insecta, Lepidoptera, Pieridae.